This is a messenger RNA of Psilocybe cubensis, 1191 nucleotides long. RefSeq lists its product as uncharacterized. The record is from RefSeq and is a predicted model, not a curated record. Bases 1 to 1191 code for a protein of 396 amino acids. NCBI's taxonomy places the organism in Eukaryota, Fungi, Basidiomycota, Agaricomycetes, Agaricales, Agrocybaceae. The transcript has 6 exons.
AUGCAGCUCACUAUCGGGCAGUUCAUUAGCCAGCAGCGGAGUCCCGUAGCGCCAGUAAUCGUGAGGGAUCUCAGGGGGAAGACAAUCAUCGUCACUGGGGCAAAUAUUGGCAUCGGAUUAGAGACAGCGAAACACUUUGCGCGGAUGAAGCCCGCACGGCUUAUCCUCGCGUGCAGGAGCAAAGAGCGGGGCGAUGCCGCCGUUGAGCAGAUUAAGAAGGAGACGGGGUGCGAGAACGUAGAGCUGUGGAUUCUCAAUCUGGGCGAAUUCGCAUCUGUCAAGGCGUUUGCUGAGCGCUUUGAAAAGGAGGGCGGGGGACGGCUCGACAUUCUUGUCGAGAACGCUGCGAUCCUCCCCUCUGCCAAGUUUGAAACCACACCAGACGGCUGGGAAACUAGUUUCCAAGUCAACUACCUCGCGACGUCGCUCCUUGCGCUCCUGCUCCUCCCAACUAUGGUGCAGACGGCCAAAGAGUAUGACGUCACGCCACGGAUUGUGGUGGUUUCUAGUGAAGUCCACUAUUGGGCCAAAAUCGACCCGGCCAUCCUGGAGGCGCCUAACCCGUUGAAGGCAUACGGAGGAUUGGAUAAUUUUACAUCAAAAACUCAGGGGAACAGAUACGCCGAGACGAAACUUUUGAACAUCCUUUUCACACGCGCGCUCAAUGACCGCCUCAACCUCGACUCCACAAACGACGAAGCCAGCAAAGAAGUCCUUCCGGACCUCACCACUGACGAGCCACCCGCAAGCAUCAUCGUCAACGCCGUAAACCCAGGCUACUGCUACUCGAACCUGCGCUCCACCUACACCGGGCCGCGCGCGUGGUUCGACUGGUUCAUGGAGAGGGUGCUCGCGCGCACGGCGGAGGAGGGCAGCCGUCAAGUCGUGUGGGCAGCGCUGGGAUGCGAUGAGAGCGAGAAUGCUGCAGGAGGCGGUAGUGCGCGCCAGCGCACGAGGGAGAGAGAGGCGAAGAUGAAGGGAGCGUAUAUCUCAAAUGCGUCCAUUUCCGAGCCCAGCGAUUAUGUGAUUGGGGAGGAGGGGCGAAAGGCGCAGGAUUUGCUCUGGGAUAAUCUUCUGGAGGAGUUGACCAAGGUCGAUCCCGAGGUCGAGAAGAUUGCGAAAGAGUACUUGACACCUCCGCCAAAGAAGCAGUUGGAUCCAUUGCCAGAGUCUGUGUUUCAAGGUAUCUGA